AUGGAUUCAAAAAAGAAAAAGAAGAGUGGUUACGAAUAUCGGGUGGCCAAGAAAAUGAAAGCAUUUCAAAUGUCUGCUAAUUCUUCUCAAAAAAUAAUUUAUUUUUAUACAAAUAACGUUGUUGGAGAAUCAAGCCAAACUUCCUUAGAAAACCCAAAACCAGAUGAACGAGAUCAGAUCAACGAAAAUCAGAAUGAAAAACUAGAGUUAGCAGAAUUAGAAAAAAUACAUGAAAUAACAACUAAAGUUAAACCGAAAAGUAUUGAUAUAGUCAACUUUUUUAUUUUUCAUCCAAUUCAACCGACCAAUUCUUCAUUAAUUUCUUUACCAUUUAAUGAAAAAAUAUUUUUUAGUGACCAAGGGGAUUGUAAAUUUAAUCGUAAAUGGUUGACAUAUGAUGAAAACAAUCAGAAGCUCUUUUGUAGUGUAUGCUUAGCUUAUAGCGAUGGAAGUUCUAAGUUUUGCUCUGGAUUCAAUGACUGGAAACAUAUAAGUCAACGAAUUAAAGAACACGAAAUAUCAAAACAUCAUAAUUCAUUGGUCAAAGCAUACAUCAGAGAAAAAAGGGAAAAGACGGUUCAACAUUUAUUGUGUGGUGAACAAUUGCAAAAAAGAAAAAUUGAAGUUAAUGAAAGGCGAUGUGUACUAUUGCAGAUUAUUGAAGUCAUAAAAUUAAUUGGUAAGCAAGGAUUACCAUUUAGAGGCGACAAAAGUGAAGCAGCUUAUAAAUUAGAUGAUUCCUCGUUAAACCAUGGCAAUUUCUUGGAAAUCAUUUUAUUAUUGUCGAAAUCUGAUAAUAUAUUAAAAUCUCACAUAGAAAAAUCGAUUAAAUUAAGUAAGGAGCAUCAUGAUAGAGCACAAAAUAUAAAUAUGAAAGCAUUGAAGACCACUACUAAAAUUGGAAGAGGAAAUCUAGUUACAUUUCUCAGUGCAACUACAGUAACUACAAUAAUAAAGUUGAUUGGUAAAGAAAUUAAAAAUAUGAUCUCAAGAGAAGUUAAAAAAGCCAACAUAUUUUCUGUUAUGAUGGAUACAACAAUGGAUUUAUCAUCAUAUGAUCAAUGCUCGAUUGUCCUUAGAUAUGUACCACAUAAUGAAGUAUGUGAACGGUUAAUAGGGCUGAAACACGUAACUUCGACGUCUGGGAAUUCACUAUUUGAAACUUUAAAGGAUACAUUGGCUGAACUUGAUUUACCACUGAAUAAUUGUGUGGCGAACGCUUUUGAUGGUGCGGCUAACAUGAGUGGUCAUUACAAUGGUGUAACCGCUAAAUUGUCUGAAGUAAUCACUAAUCAUGUUCAUACAUGGUGCUAUGCGCAUGUAUUAAAUUUAGUUCUUUCUGAUACAACUCAAUGUUUGACUCCUUGUAUGUCAUUUUUUAAUCUUGUUCAAGAGGCAUUCGUAUUUUUUAAGGAAUCCUAUAAAAGGAUUGAUUUUUGGAUUAAAGGUGAUUUAAGUCCAGAAAAUGAGUCAAAAUUUGCUUACAUUCAACUAUUAGUAGCUCUAUACGAAAUAUCAAUUUCUAACCAAUUUAAUUCAAAAAUUAGAAACGACAGUCUUAGUUUAAUGAAAAAGUUUUGCUCUUAUGAAACCGUUUUAGUCGCAAUGAUGUUUCUGCAGAUAUUUAAAAUAACAACACCGUUAUCCGAUUACCUUCAAACAAAACAUCUAGAUUACAUUCAAGCCUGGCGUCAUGUUUCUAGUGCCCAUAAAAGCUUACAAUCAGUUAGAAACCGUUUUUGUGAUAUAACAAAAGCUGCUAAAACAUUCGUAGACUUUGUAGUUAAAAAAAUUGAUGAAAAGGAGCUUCGUGAUAUUGAAAUAGAAGAAAACCUUCCGAAGAAACGCAAACGCACUGUGAAACGUAUGGACGGUGAAUUAACCCGAGAUGAAGAACCAAAGCUCAAAGAAGAACUUAUUCCUUUUGCUACAUCUUGGCCUUUAAUUUGUGAAGUUGGUUUACAGAGUACGUAUGAAGAUUCAAGUCAAAUCGAUACCGUUGAUGAUGAUGAAUGGGCUAAUGAGGACGAUUUAAAGUGUAGUAAAGUAAAAGAGUGUAAUUGUGAAAGAGACAUAGUAAAUCAAGUUGAUGGAAAUCAAAUCAUAAAUGCUCUAUGUUUGAACAGUAAAGAAAUGCAACGUCUACUCACAUAA
Messenger RNA from Sipha flava (yellow sugarcane aphid), 2154 nucleotides. RefSeq lists its product as uncharacterized. The record is from RefSeq and is a predicted model, not a curated record. The transcript is spliced from 5 exons. Bases 1 to 2154 code for a protein of 717 amino acids. NCBI's taxonomy places the organism in Eukaryota, Metazoa, Arthropoda, Insecta, Hemiptera, Aphididae.